AUGGCCCCAGUAUACCCAAAGUUUGACGUCAUCAAGUCUGGACACCUGGAUGUGUCUUCAGUCCACUCCAUCUACUGGGAAGAGUGCGGUGCGCCCUCGGGCGUACCCAUCAUCUACCUCCAUGGCGGACCGGGUGGUGGCAUCGAGAACUCGGACAGACUGUACUUUGACCCCGCCCACUACCGCAGCAUCCUCUUUGACCAGCGCGGAUCCGGACGAUCGACGCCCCAUGCGUCGCUCGAGGAGAACACGACCUGGCACCUGGUAGCAGACAUUGAGAAGCUGCGCGAGCACCUCGGCGUCGACCGCUGGAUCGUCUUUGGCGGCUCCUGGGGCUCGACUCUCUCGCUCGCCUAUGCCGAGGCGCACCCGGAUCGCUGCCUGGGUCUGAUCCUCCGCGGCAUCUUCACCCUGCGCCGCGAGGAGCUCUUGUUCUACUACCAGCAGGGCGCCAACUUUUUGUUCCCAGACUAUUUUGAGCACUACAAGUCUGUGAUUCCCGAGGAGGAGCGCGGUGAUAUGAUGGGCGCUUUCUACAAGAGGCUCACUGGUGACAAUCAGGAGGAGAAGCUCAAGUGCGCCGAUGCUUGGAGUCGAUGGGAAGUGUCGACAAGCAAGCUCAUUGUUGAUCCAUCAUACAUUGCCAAGGCAGAAGAUCCAAAAUGGGCAUUGGCAUUCGCACGCAUCGAGUGUCACUUUUUCGUCAACGGCGGCUGGAUGAAGGACGGCCAACUCAUUGAUGAUGCUCACAAGAUCAAGCACCUUCCCAUUGUCAUUGUCCAGGGCCGCUACGAUGUGGUCUGCCCGGCCAAGACGAGCUGGGACUUGUACCAGGCCCUCGGCGGAAAGGACAAUAGCAAUGUCGAGUACAAAAUUAUUGGGGAUGCUGGCCACAGUGCUCACGAAGCGACAAUUGAGGAGGCCCUGGUGGACGCGGCUGAAAAGUUCAAGUCUAUCAAGGCAUGA
This is a messenger RNA of Pestalotiopsis fici W106-1, 966 nucleotides long. Its product is annotated as proline iminopeptidase. Gene Ontology annotation, cellular component: cytoplasm. Gene Ontology annotation, molecular function: aminopeptidase activity. The transcript is spliced from 3 exons. Gene Ontology annotation, biological process: proteolysis. Lineage: Eukaryota; Fungi; Ascomycota; Sordariomycetes; Amphisphaeriales; Sporocadaceae. The record is from RefSeq and is a predicted model, not a curated record. The coding region runs from base 1 to 966 and encodes 321 amino acids.